AUGGAUGAAGAAAUUAAAUCUAAAGAGAAGAAUGACACAUGGGAGCUUGCUACACUUCCAAAAGAGCAAAAGGCAAUUGAUGUCAAAUGGGUGUAUAAAGCAAAGAAGAAUGCAAAUGGUGAAGUUGAAAAAUAUAAAGCAAGAUUGGUCGCCAAGGGCAUAAAACAAUUGGAGAAUCCACCAAAUGGAUGUGAAAUCGGCUUUCUUGAAGAAGAGGUGUAUGUUCAACAACCCAUGGGCUAUGUUGUAAAGGGGCAAGAAAACAAAGUCUUGAAAUUGAAGAAAGCUUUAUAUGGCUUGAAGCAAGCACCAAGGGCGUGGAAUAAGCGGAUUGAUAAAUAUUUUCAAGACAAUAAUUUUUUAAAGUGCCCAUAUGAACAUGCUCUUUACUCCAAAGUAAGUGAGAAUGGAGAUAUAUUUUUUGUUUGCUUGUAUGUGGAUGAUUUAAUCUUCACAGGAAGCAAUCCAAAAAUGUUUGAAGAUUUCAAGAAGGUUAUGGCUCGAGUGUUCGAGAUGACGAACAUUGGCAUCAUGGCUUAUUAUCUUGGCAUUGAGGUCAAGCAAAUGAAAGAUGGAAUUUUCAUUCACCAAGAAGGCUAUGCUAAGGAAAUUCUCAAGAAAUUCAAGAUGGAAGAUUGUAAAUUGGUGAACACGCCCAUGGAAGUUGGAAUUAAAUUGUCAAGAGAUGAAGAUGGAGAGACGGUGGAUCCAACAUUUUUCAAAAGUCUUGUUGGAAGCUUGAGAUACUUAACAUGCACAAGGCUAGACAUAUUAUUUACGGUUGGGCUUGUUAGUUGGUUUAUGGAAAGACCCACCAUAACUCAUUUCAAGGCGGCUAAGAGGAUUCUUCGUUACAUCAAAGGUACCCUUGAUUUUGGGUUAUUCUAUUCAUUUACUAAUGAUUUCAAGUUUGUGAAUUAUUGUGAUAGCAAUUGGGCCGAAGAUUUGGAUGAUAGAAAAAGUACUUCUGGCUAUUGUUUUUUCAUGGGAAAUGUUGCUUUUACAUGGUGUUCAAAGAAGCAAUCCAUUGUCACCCUCUCAACUUGUGAAGCAGAAUAUGUUACAGCCACUUCAUGUGUUUGUCAAGCAAUUUAG
Molecule: messenger RNA, 1095 nt
Organism: Cornus florida
Lineage: Eukaryota; Viridiplantae; Streptophyta; Magnoliopsida; Cornales; Cornaceae
Exons: 2
Coding region: 1-1095 (364 amino acids)
Source: RefSeq, a predicted model, not a curated record